GUGUCUGUAGGAAACGAAGGGCUCCUGGGGAGGAAUCCCUGUGUGCUGGGGGGGCUGGUGUGGAGGGUCCACCCCAGAGGGUGCCUAGCCAGCACAGUGCAUUGUCUGGAGGUAUUGGAACUUUGACUGAAGAAUACAUAUCAUGCACUGGAGAAGAUUAAAAGUGGCCUAAGUUUUCCACGGAGCCUGGUUCUCUCCUGCAGUUCCUGAACUUGUCUCCUCUGCUCUGGGAAGCUGAAGAUGAGGUUGCUAUGGGAGCUGCUCGUGCUGCAAUCAUUCAUGGUGUGCCUUGCAGACGACAACAUGCUGCACGGGCCGGUUUUCCUGCAGGAGCCCAGCAGUGUGAUCUUCCCCUUGGAUUCAGAGGAAAAGAAAGUGAAGUUAAACUGCGAAGUGAAAGGAAAUCCCCGGCCAACCAUUGGGUGGAAGUUAAAUGGAACCAACAUUGACCUCGGUAUGGAUUACCGCUACAGCACGGUGGAAGGCAACCUGUUGAUCAAUAAUCCCAAUAAAACUCAAGAUACUGGAACAUACCAGUGUGUAGCAACAAACCCAUUCGGAAGGAUCAUUAGCAGAGAAGCAAAGCUUCAGUUUGCUUAUCUCGAGAACUUCAAGACCAGGGUAAGAAGCACAGUGUCCGUCCGCCAGGGCCAGGGCAUGGUGCUGCUGUGUGGACCGCCGCCGCACUCUGGAGAGCUCACCUACGCCUGGAUCUUCAAUGAGUACCCAUCGUUCGUGCACCAGGACAACCGCCGCUUCGUCUCGCAGGAGACGGGGAAUCUGUACAUCGCAAAGGUGGAAGCUUCAGACGUGGGCAACUACACGUGUGUGGUGACCAACACAGUGACCAACAGCCGGGUCCUGGGCCCUCCCACCCCGCUCAUCCUCAGGAACGACGGGGUGAUGGGGGAAUACGAGCCGAAAAUAGAAGUGCAGUUCCCAGAAACAGUUCCGUCUGCAAAAGGAACAGCGGUGAAACUGGAGUGCUUUGCCCUGGGAAACCCCGUUCCUACGAUCAGCUGGAGGAGAGCAGAUGGGAAACAGAUUCCCAGAAAAGCCAGGAGACACAGAUCAAAUGGACUUCUGGAGAUCCCAAAUUUUCAGCAAGAAGAUGCUGGACUCUAUGAGUGUGUUGCUGAAAAUGUGAGAGGGAAAAACGUGGCACGAGGACAGCUGACAUUUUAUGCUCAGCCCAACUGGAUUCAGAAGAUCAGUGAUGUGCACGCAGCCAUUGAGGAAAAUGUCUUCUGGGAGUGCCAUGCGAGCGGGAGGCCGAAGCCCUCAUACCGCUGGCUGAAGGAUGGUGAACCUCUACUGCCUCAGGGCAGAGUUCAGAUAGAGCAGGGCUCACUGACCAUAAGGAAUGUCAGCCUGUCGGAUGCCGGCAUGUAUCAGUGUGUCGCGGAAAACAGACACGGCACCAUUUUUGCCAGUGCAGAACUGAGUGUCAUAGCUGUUGGUCCAGACUUUUCCAAAACGCUUCUGAAAAAGUUAACUCUUGUGAAAGUGGGCGGUGAAGUAAUCAUUGAGUGCAAGCCGAAAGCCUCCCCCAGACCUACUUAUUCUUGGAAGAAAGGAAAAGACAUCCUAAGAGAAAAUGAGAGAAUCACUGUUUUGGAUGACGGCAGCCUCCGAAUUGUCAACGUCACCAAGUCGGACACAGGGAGCUACACCUGCGUGGCCACCAACCACUUCGGGACAGCGAGCAGCACUGGCAGCUUGGUUGUGAAAGAUCCAACACGGGUUAUGGUGUCGCCCUUCAGCAUGGAUGUCACUGUUGGAGAAAGUAUCGUCUUGCCUUGCCAGGUGUCUCACGAUCACUCACUCGAUAUCGUGUUUACCUGGUCAUUCAAUGGGCAUCUGAUAGACUUUGAAAAAGAUGGGGAUCACUUUGAAAGAGUCGGCGGGCAGGAUUCAGCUGGUGAUUUGAUGAUCAGAAGCAUCCAGCUGAAGCAUGCUGGGAAAUACGUCUGCAUGGUGCAAACAAGUGUGGACAAGCUAUCUGCUGCUGCAGACCUGAUUGUAAGAGGACCCCCAGGCCCACCCGAGGAUGUGACGAUCGAUGAGAUCACCGACACCACGGCCCAGCUGUCCUGGAGGCCCGGGGCAGACAAUCACAGCCCCAUCACCAUGUAUGUGGUGCAGGCCCGGACGCCUUUCUCGGUGGGCUGGCAGGCUGUGAGCACAGUACCAGAGGUGAUCGACGGCAGGACGUUCACAGCCACUGUGGUGGGCCUCAACCCUUGGGUCGAGUAUGAGUUUCGAGUCGUGGCUGCCAACCUGAUUGGGAUAGGGGAGCCAAGCAGACCAUCAGAGAACAGAAGAACUGAAGAAGCUCUUCCUGAAGUCACCCCAGCCAAUGUCAGCGGAGGCGGUGGGAGCAAGUCAGAGCUGGUCAUUACAUGGGAGACCGUGCCCGAGGAGCUGCAGAACGGAGGUGGCUUUGGCUACGUGGUGGCCUUCCGCCCCUUUGGCACCAUCAGCUGGAUGCAGACCGUCGUGGCCUCCCCAGAUGCCUCCAGAUACGUCUUCCGCAAUGAGAGCCUGCCGCCCUUCUCACCCUACGAAGUGAAAGUGGGGGUGUACAACAACAAGGGGGAAGGUUCCUUCAGCCCCGUGACGGUCGUGUACUCAGCAGAGGAAGAGCCAACCAGAGCUCCGAUCACGGUUCUUGCCAGAAGCCUUUCUGCCACAGACAUUGAAAUUUCUUGGGCUCCUCCUCGAGAGAAUCAGCACAAAGGAAGGAUACAGGGCUAUGAGGUCAGGUGUUGGAGACAUGACGAAAAGGAAGAGAACGCGAGAAAGAUCAGGACAGUUGGUAACCAAACAUCUGCCAAAGUCACCAACCUGCAGGGCAAUGCACUCUAUCACCUGGCAGUCAAGGCGUACAACACUGCUGGCACCGGUCCGUCCAGUGCCAUGGUCAACGUGACGACAAAAAAGCCACCACCAAGUCAACCCCCUGGGAACAUCAUAUGGAACUCAUCAGACUCCAAGAUCAUACUGAACUGGGACCAAGUGAAAGCACUGGAUAAUGAGUCAGAAGUGCGGGGCUACAAAGUUCUGUACAGGUGGAACAGGCAGAGCAGCGCGUCCGUGAUUGAAACCAACAGGACCUCUGUGGAACUCUCCCUGCCCUUUGACGAGGACUACAUCAUCGAGAUAAAGCCCGUCAGCGAUGGGGGCGAUGGCAGCAGCAGUGAGCAGAUCCGGAUCCCAAAGAUCUCAAAUGCAUACGCAAGAGGAGGCGGCUCUUCGACCUCCAACGCCUGCACACUGUCGGCCAUCAGCACGAUAAUGAUCUCGCUCACAGCUCGGUCCAGUUUAUGACAAAAAUUACACGGAGGACUUCUUGUUUAUAAUAUAAGCAACAUUUAGCUAGCUGUUUCGAAGACACCCAGUACCAAGUAAUAUUGUGGUUUGAGUACAUCUUACUACUGGAAAAAUGUUUAUGCUUCUUUAGGAAUGGCAUUAUACAGUACUUCCUCAAAGCAAAUAUAGCUUUGUCUGAAGUUUCCUUGGAAACUCUGCAAUGCACUGAAAACAUCUGUAAUAUGAUGUUACCAAAGCAGUUUACAUAUGUCCUUAUAUGCAUAUUUUUUAUUAUAUAUUUAGUGUUUUAUAGAAUUUUUUAAAGUUAACAUAUGAUGUAGAUAUUAAUUUUUCCUCUGCUAUAAAAUGCUAUGGACAACAUUAUCAUGAAAAUAUUGUUUGGAAUUUUUUCCUUUCUGACCGAGAGUUCCACGUUGUUCUUAGUCAGUUGGCCGCCACUUUCCUGUAUGGUGUCACAGGGCUCCGCGGGGCAGAACUGCGUCCCACCGGGUUCAGAGUGAGCGGCGAUCCUUGUGUGAACCCAGUGCUGUUAGCACACAAGAUUUUCCAUGUUAUUCAGAGGAUUCAGCGAGACAGACUCCAAAUGCUCAGAAAGAACACUAUGAUCUUGAAACAAAACACACAGAUUUCGGUUGUUUGCGGACUACAGGACAUGUAGCUGAUAUUCUGGCAUCACGCAGUAAGGUUCCAUUUUUACUGUCUUGAAAUAGCUUUGUCUUUAUCAUAAUCAGCAUUAAAUUGGGAAGGAGUGGAGGUAGGUGGAGAUGUUGGGUACCAGUGGGUGUCUCCCGAGGGCCCCGCUGCAAACCUGGCUCAUCCCAUGCCUACGUUGCUCCAAGGACACCGAGAGCAGCACUCCAAGACGCAGUGCAGCCGGGCUCAGCGCUGCCCAAACGCUUUCCUCCCUCGUCCCAUAUCAUCCUCCUCUCCAGCCCAUUCUGGCACACGCCGGGGUCCGGUGUGGGGAGAGGGAGCCCACAGCUCUUGGGAACCCCUCGGAGGAACCUGGAGGCGUAACAGCGGCACGCCGGAAAACGACAAUAUCCACAGCAAAAAUCAUCUUCUUCAGAGAAGGACUGUUUGUUACUACGGGGUACUUUUGUACGUUCACUCAGAUGGGAUAACGCUAGUACAAGGCAAUGGAAUUUUCUAUAAAAUUUUCAAGUUUAAAUGCGCAGCAGUGGUUUAUUAUUAUUUUUUCCUGAUAGCUUGAAUUUGCCUGUAACUUGUCUUUUUUGCUUACAAAAUAAUACAGUUAACUUUUAGACCUUCUAAAUAUAUUUAUUCGGUAACGCAUAAUCAGGAUUCCACUUGUGUAAAAGUCAGGGGUGUUGACCAGAGAAAUAUUGUCAGUAUUUCAAGCUGUGUUUCUUUCUUAGUUUGAUAUGGUUACUUCUAUGUAAAAAAAAAAAAAGAAAAGAAAAAAAAAGAAAAAAGAA
Phasianus colchicus (ring-necked pheasant) is the source of this 4772-nucleotide messenger RNA. Its product is annotated as contactin-4. Gene Ontology annotation, cellular component: plasma membrane; axon. The record is from RefSeq and is a predicted model, not a curated record. Lineage: Eukaryota; Metazoa; Chordata; Aves; Galliformes; Phasianidae. Gene Ontology annotation, biological process: cell-cell adhesion; axon guidance; brain development. Gene Ontology annotation, molecular function: cell-cell adhesion mediator activity.